This is a messenger RNA of Cimex lectularius (bed bug), 2641 nucleotides long. It is a transcript of the gene Fpps, whose product is annotated as farnesyl pyrophosphate synthase. Gene Ontology annotation, cellular component: cytoplasm. The transcript has 8 exons. The record is from RefSeq and is a predicted model, not a curated record. Lineage: Eukaryota; Metazoa; Arthropoda; Insecta; Hemiptera; Cimicidae. Gene Ontology annotation, biological process: trans, trans-farnesyl diphosphate biosynthetic process. Gene Ontology annotation, molecular function: dimethylallyltranstransferase activity; (2E,6E)-farnesyl diphosphate synthase activity. Bases 362 to 1561 code for a protein of 399 amino acids.
GGAUAUGGAUAAAUGCGACGAAUUCGUCUCGAGGUGGUUUGAGACUUUGAGCCGGAAUUUAAAUGACAGCGCUUCAAGUAAAGGGAGUUUACGACGGCGAUUGAAACAUCAUGAGUCGAAUGGAACUCAAGUCCCCCUACUUCGCACUUCCAGCCGCGAGGCCUACAGUUCCUGCCCACGUCCGUUUGUCGCUUGUUUAUCGUGGACUGUAGAGUGCAGACUGCAGAGCGCGGAUUGCCGUUUUUACCGUUCGCCCUAACCGUAUCGGAAUUGGAACGAUCUCGUCCUGACCCGACGCUUAAAUUCAAGAAGGGUUUCUCUUCCGUUUAAAUAGAUGCUGAGCAUUUAAAUUCCGGAAAAUAUGUGUUCGAGACAUUUGCUCAAAUUGGGUUCCCUUUAUUCAGCCGGUCCCUUGAAGAACGUCCGCCUCAACGGCCCUUCGCCCUUCCCGGCCGCCUCGGACAAAUUCAACUUUGCCUAUUUCUCGACUGGCCAAAAACUGCACAGGCGGCUUUCUUCUCUUGACCAUCAAAUAAUAUCAAAAGAUGACAAGAGAGAUUUUAUGGCUGUUUUUCCUGAUAUUGUACGUGAUAUAACCAAACUUGAAAAAAACUUACCCGAAUUGUCCAAUUGGUAUGUAAAGGUACUUCAAUAUAACGUAUCUUCAGGAAAAAAUCUCAGAGGAAUGUCAGUCGUUUAUAGUUAUAGAUUUCUAGCCCCUAAUAGUUUAACUCCAGAAAAUGUUAGGAUAUCACAGAUUCUCGGAUGGUGCGUUGAAAUGGUUCAAGGAUUUUUCAUCGUCCUGGAUGAUAUUAUUGAUGAGUCUGAGACGAGGCGAGGUAGACCUUGUUGGUAUAAAGUGCCUGGUGUUGGUUUAAAGGCUCUCAAUGAUGCUCUUCUGUUAGAAUCCAGCAUUUACAAACUUUUAAAACAGCACCUCAAUGGAACUCCACAUUAUAUCCCAAUAAUGGAGUUGUUUCAUGAGACUACUUUAAAUACAACAAUUGGCCAAAUAAUUGAUACAAACACAGCCUCAUUGGAUGGGACACAAUUUGAAAAGAUUAAUAUGGACCGUUAUAACUUUAUUACAACAUAUAAAACGUCAUGCUAUACGUUUCAUCUUCCAGUUGCAAUUGGAAUGUAUUUAGCAGGGAUCUUUGACAAGGAAAUGCAUCGGCAAGCUAAGACUGUAUUACUUGCAAUGGGACACUACUUUCAAGUACAGGAUGAUUACUUGGAUGUUUUUGGAGAUAUUGAAUUGACGGGAAAGCAGGGGACAGAUAUUAAACAUGGUAAAUGUACAUGGCUUGCUGCAGUUGCUUUACAAAGAGCUUCCCCAAGCCAAAGGAAGUUGUUUGAGGAGUGCUAUGGCAAACCCGAACAGGAGAAAAUUGAUAAAAUUAAAGAGUUAUUCAUUGAAAUGGGAAUCCCAGCACUUUACUCCACUUACGAAGAAGACACUUACAACCUGAUUACUACACAGAUUCAACAAUUGAGUGCUGGGUUGCCUCAUGAUUUAUUUUUCGGAUUGUUGGACAGAAUUCAUGGAAGAAAGCAUUGAAUCUGAAUGAAUUAAACAAAUCACCAAAAAUCUCAUUUCGACCAAAUUAAAAAUGGCAUCGAAUUUAAUAAUUUUUAAGCGGGUUGGUUAAAUUUGAUAUAAAUGUUAUGUUUAUAAUAUUAAAAUUAGUUUUGUGCAUUUUUAACUCAUAUAAGGGGCAUUAAUUAUGUUAAUUGAAGAGAGUAAAGGACUUGCAUUGUUUCUAAUGUAUCUAAAGUUUAAUAUUCAUGUUGUCAGAAUUUAUCCUGCUAUUUUUUUGAAUUUAUGUUAAGUUGUACAAUUUCAAAUAAUUACUACAACCUGAACCUGAAGGUUGAAUCUGAACAAAGUAUUUACUUGUUUAAAUAUAAUUUGUUCAUUUAUUGUAAAAUGAUUAAAAAUUGUAAAAUUUCAUUACAUUUUUUUCAUUACAUUUACAUUAUUUUCUCAGGGGUUUCUACAUUCACUUGUGAAAUUUUUAGUUUUCCCGCAAAUGGUAAAUUUUUUUGCUUUAUUCUCUUUAUGCAUUGCAACCCAUUUACACGGAAAACAAUAUGUAUUCAUUUUCUACAAGUACAUACUAUCCUUAUAAAAGUGACUUCAGUUUUUUUACUUUGGCCAUUAUAACAGAAAUUACAUUUCGCACUAAAUUUUUUUCAAGCAGGAUGGUGUUCUAGGAGCUGGAACCUAUUUUAAAACUUGAAACUGGUUUUUUAUAACAAUGCAUCGUAAUGAGUGUACAGCAUUAAAAUAAUCAAAGUUCAAUUUUUGUAACUAUUUGUAAGAAAUAUGUGAAACAAAUUCAAUAAUUUGAUGUGAGACCCCCUGUUACUUGGUAUUGUCGAUGAAGUUACCAUAGCUACCAUUUAUUAUUAUUUUGAAGUUCAGCAAUGGCCAGGUAUACAUCAAAUUACUAGAUUAAUCUAGUUAUAAUGUUCAUGAUGUGAUUGAACUUAUUAACAUGAACAUAGUGCUUUAUAAGUCUGUUGUUAAGUGAAGAAAAAAAUAUUUUGCCAAAUUGUUUUUUCUGAUAGUAUGUUACUGUCGAUCUUAAAAGAAUGCUCAAGAAGUCUGUUUUUAAUAUUGUGUGUUGCACUAUCA